UUGCGCAUGCACUGUGGCGCCGGACGCGUAAAUCUCUGUCCAUCGGCUUUCUGGUGGCGUGUUGCGCGGCGAGGCUGUUAUUUUACACGCUGUGGAUCUUCUGUAUCCUCUUCUGUCUUCGGGUUCGUCGCAAACACCUUCAUCGGUUGCAUUCGGGUGGUUUCGUUCGCACGCGACGGGUGUCAUUGAGUUGAGGGGCGUCGGUUCUCCAAAAGCGCAUCCAGAACAAUUACGCACGGAUCUCCACCCAUCAGCGACGAGAUGUCCGGAUACCAGGGCAAGAAAAACAUCCCUCGCAUCACUAGCGACCGUCUUCUCAUCAAAGGAGCGAAGAUAGUGAAUGAUGAUCAGUCGUUCAACGCGGACAUCUACAUGGAGGAUGGCGUCAUCAAGCAAAUCGGUGAGAACCUCAUCGUUCCUGGUGGCGUGAAGACCGUCGAUGCCUACGGCAGGAUGCUGAUACCAGGUGGCAUUGACGUUCACACCCGCUUCCAGAUGCCCGACCGGGGCAUGACAGCGGCGGAUGAUUUCUACCAGGGCACUCGUGCCGCUCUCGCAGGAGGCACCACCAUGAUCAUUGACCAUGUGGUCCCUGAGCCCGGCGUCAGUCUGAUCGCUGCUUUUAAGCAGUGGAAGGAGUGGGCCGAUCAUAAAUCCUGCUGUGAUUAUUCUCUUCAUGUGGACAUCACAGAGUGGCACGGAGGGAUGCGGGAGGAGAUUGAAGCGCUGGUGAAAGAUCACGGUGUCAAUUCUUUCUUGGUUUACAUGGCUUACAAGGAUGUUUUCCAGCUAAAUGACUCUCAGAUGUAUGAGGUGUUCAGUGCCAUCAAGGAUUUGGGAGCCAUCGCCCAGGUGCACGCAGAGAAUGGUGACAUCAUCGCUGAAGAGCAGAAGAGGAUUCUGGGAUUGGGUAUCACUGGUCCAGAGGGACAUGUUCUGAGUCGCCCAGAGGAGGUGGAGGCUGAGGCGGUCAACCGGGCUGUAACUGUGGCCAAUCAGACCAACUGCCCUCUUUACGUCACCAAGGUGAUGAGCAAGAGUGCUGCUGAUGUCAUUGCCCAGACCAGGAAAAAAGGUACUGUGGUGUAUGGGGAGCCCAUCUCAGCCAGUUUGGGUACGGAUGGCUCUCACUAUUGGAGCAAGAACUGGGCCAAGGCUGCGGCUUACGUCACCUCUCCUCCCCUCAGCCCUGACCCCACAACUCCAGACUAUCUCAACUCCCUUCUGGCCUGUGGUGACCUGCAGGUGACCGGUAGCGGCCACUGCACCUUCAACACCUCGCAGAGAGCCGUCGGCAAAGAUAAUUUUACCCUCAUUCCAGAAGGAACUAACGGCACUGAGGAGAGGAUGUCAAUCAUCUGGGACAAAUGUGUGGUGACAGGCAAGAUGGAUGAAAAUCAGUUUGUGGCUGUGACAAGCACCAACGCUGCCAAGAUCUUUAACCUGUACCCGCGCAAGGGCCGCAUCGCCGUGGGCUCUGACGCUGACCUGGUGCUGUGGGACCCAGACGCGUCCAAGAUCAUCUCUGCUAAGAACCACCACUCGGCGGUGGAGUAUAACAUCUUUGAGGGAAUGGAAGUACGUGGAGCUCCUCUGGUCGUCAUCAGCCAAGGGAAGAUCACACUGGAGGAAGGGACCCUUCACACCAUUGAGGGAUCUGGACGAUACAUCACCCGUAAACCCUUCCCCGAUUACGUCUAUAAGAGGAUAAAGGCCCGUAGCUGGAUGGCUGAGCUGCGUGGAGUUCCACGUGGUCUGUAUGACGGCCCGGUCUGCGAGGUCACUGUAACACCCAAGGUCACGACCGCUGUCACUUCUGGUAAGACUUCUCCGGUCAAAUCUGCUCCUCAGCCGGUUCGCAACCUGCACCAGUCUGGUUUCAGUCUGUCUGGGGCUCAAGUUGACGACAACGUUCCUCGUCGUAACACUCAACGCAUUGUGGCGCCCCCUGGUGGCAGGGCAAACAUUACCACCCUGGGAUAAAGGCAGGCAAAAAACAUGGGGUUAAAAAAACAUGGGCUUUUUUCUCGGACCAAUCCAACCAUCUGGUGUUUGAACAAGCACACCUUCCCUUUCACCCCUUACAUUUCAUGUUUCUCGAAUUCCUGGUUCCUGUUAUUUAAAUGUGGCUAACUUGGUGUUUCAGGAUGGCAUCCCGAGCUUCUGCACUUUCGAGCACGCUCUCAAAAAUGUCACUCGCCAAGGCACUUGUGCUGUGGUGAUGUGACAAUUAAAGGGAUUUGAUUUGAAAAUCAGCUGGAAUAGUUGGUAUGACAGCAAACUUCAGUGGGAUAGCAUGCUAGUCUUGCACUUGGUGCAUAGUAUGCGAAAAGUGUGUUGCGUCUUUGCAAAUGACAUUUGAACCCAGAGUUAAUUUACUAGUUGCUUCAUUUAUGGAUCUUAUUUGUGCAUUUUGCAGAGAUUAUAUUCAAAGCGACAUUUGGUAAUGCAAAGCUGUACUUGUUUAACAGCACUCGUGAAAAGCAUGCUGAUAUAUUUUCCUUAAUUGGUGUUAAAUUCUUUUACUUAAAUUUGGACAAAAACGAACAAAUUCAUACUGUUUUACAUGCUUACGACACAAUUUGUACGGUAGUGUAUCAUUCCAAACAGCCCUUGUUUUUUAAAUCUUGCAUAUCGUAAAAUGUUUGUCAUCCUGAAAUGUAUACUAAUAACCAAGGGCGCUGCAUUUAAAGAACUGGAACCAGCAUGGUCCAUCAUCUGCCGCUAUAAGUUUAUAGAUUAUUUCUCCUUUUUUUAUUUGUUAACUUUUUAUACAGCACAAAACUAUCGCCCGAGUGGUUAAGCAUUACAACGUGCUGUUGCAAUAUCGCUUUGUUAUUUUUCCUCGUAGGAAGAGUCAACGAGUUAUGUAUUGUUUCAAAAUUACGUUUCGCAAAAGUGUCAACUCUUCCACAAAAGCCUGAUUUAUUAAAGGUCUGUAGAGUGUUGUUUUAUAAUCAACUUUUUUUGAUUACCGUUAUGAUUGAGGUUUCAGGUCAGUGCUUUUACUGUAAACACUUCUUGAAAAAUCCCUCACGGUCGUCUUCCUCUCAUUUUGCACUUCUUUAGUUUCUCUUGUUUAUCUCGGUUUUAUUUACUUGUUGUUUUCAAAGUUUACUUGUUGUUUCAAAGCAAAAAAAAAAGAAAAGAAGUGAAGUGAAUUGAAGUGAAGAGACUAACCGUGGUGUUUUGGCCGUAGUGCGCAGUCCUGUGGGGUUUUGCUGUGAUUUGAAUUCACUCACUUUUAUGCUGUAAAUGUCAAGCUGUCCGUUCCUACUCGUCCUGCAGUUCACAUGAAGGGGGAUCAUACCAGGAAGAUCCUGGCCCUUCUUUUUCAUUUUUGGCCCUUCAUUACCCCCUCUGUUGUGUUACCCCCUCCGUUUCUAACGGCCUUGUUACCAUAGUAACAGGUCUCCAUCACUUGACAUGGCUGUUGAUUAGAAACGACAGCCGUGCAGGGUUGGAGCGCCCGGCUCUGACCUCACACCAGGUGCUUUUUUCAUGCUGUGGAUCUGGGCAUGGGUUCAUUUAUUUACCUGUGACAUCCCAAGAGUUUGUCUUCACCGCCGCACCAUGGGGCAGCUACUCACCCCCUCGCAACCCCUAAAUAAACGACUCUCACCUUUAUCCCAAGGACAUUCUGCAGGUUGCAGUGACAGUGUUUAUCUGAAACGGAUUGUGUCCGGCAUGUGUAGGGUUAAUCUUGUGGAUAUUCAGUGUUACUUUUGCUAUCAUUUUUUAUUUUACUUGACUUGCCUGCCUAUUCACCAAGUGAUACAGUUCUCAAUGUCUGUUAGUAUUGUUAUGACAAGUUGAACAUUUCCCAUGAAAGAUAUGUACAGAAUUCAUUCUUCAUGUCUUUGAUUGUUACAAUAAAACGCAGUUGUGUGUCAUGGUA
Triplophysa dalaica is the source of this 3898-nucleotide messenger RNA. It is a transcript of the gene dpysl2a, whose product is annotated as dihydropyrimidinase like 2a. NCBI's taxonomy places the organism in Eukaryota, Metazoa, Chordata, Actinopteri, Cypriniformes, Nemacheilidae. The record is from RefSeq and is a predicted model, not a curated record. Bases 262 to 1983 code for a protein of 573 amino acids. Gene Ontology annotation, molecular function: hydrolase activity, acting on carbon-nitrogen (but not peptide) bonds, in cyclic amides. Gene Ontology annotation, cellular component: cytoplasm; cytosol. The transcript has 14 exons.